GGCAUUCACGGUCGAUAUUCGUUCAUUCAGAGGUAGGGCAAGAGAGAGACUAGUCUAAACGCAACACUUCACUGAGCGUGCGCCCGGCGUGCUAGAGAGAGAGAACGCAACACCGUUUCUUUUAAAAACACCAAACGGCGGCGGUAAUGAGGGCAUUAGACGCGAACGCCAGCUGACAGCAGAAGUUGCCGCACUAACUUUUCACCUCAAAGCCGCGAAUGGAUGUGCGCUUCACUAAUGAGAAGAGCUGAGCUGCCCUGCUUCGUAACUAAGACAAUACACGUUGGGUUAUCGUUACGCGGACAGUUAAAGCACCUGCCUCGAACCCGUUCCCCUCCUCGGAUGUUUUUUGCCUGGUGAUUCGUGUCCGGUAUAUGUCCACUCCACGGGACUAGUGUUCUCGUGAACGAAAGGUGCGAUGAGGCUGAUCUGCUGGAGCGUUCUGCUGUUCAUCCAAUGGAUCCUACGACAGGUGCACGGCUUGGAGAAACAGGUGGGAAAAUCUCUAGACUACCUGGAGCAGGGCCCAUCCGGCACGGUCUUCAAAACGCUUCCGUACGGUGGAGUGCCCGGGGGAGGAGGAGCAGGACCGACAGGAGGUCUCAAACCUCCGUACCAGACCUCCAGGACAUUCUCCACAAUGGACCACACACCCAUGAAACCCAAACCACCCACCUUCAGCUUCCAGAACCCAUACGAGUGGGUCAGAAACCAAUCGCAGCCGAUGGAUCACACCGGUUACCGGCCCAAACGCAAACCUUCCCUAAAAACCUCCAUGAAGACUAAGAAAAUCUUCGGCUGGGGGGAUUUCUACUUCAACGUCAAGAGCCUGAAGUUCACCCUGCUCGUCACGGGGAAGAUCGUGGACCACGUCAACGGAACGUUCACAGUCUAUUUCCGCCACAACUCCUCGAGUCUGGGAAAUGUCUCGGUGAGCAUCGUUCCGCCAUCGAAGGUGGUCGAGUUUGAAGUUCUUCCGCAACAGAAUCCGCUUCACCAUCCGGAAAUCCAGUUUCACCAGCCCCACCAGUCCACCAUCGACCCCAAAGACAUCAAAACCUUCAACUGUCGCGUGGAGUACGAAAAGACGGACCGCUCCAAGAAGCCGAAGCCCUGCCUGUACGAUCCGUCCCAGACCUGCUUCACCGAAAACACCCAAUCGCAUUCCUCCUGGCUCUGCGCCAAACCCUUCAAAGUCAUCUGCAUCUUCAUCUCCUUCUUCAGCAUCGAUUAUAAGCUGGUUCAGAAGGUCUGUCCGGACUACAACUUUCAGAGCGAACAUCCAUAUUUGGGUUGAGAGGAUGACCUCUGUUGUGAUGUGUUUUCUGCAAUUGUUCCUCUCGAAACUCCAGGAACGUACGAACACCGUCAUUGGGAAUCUGGCGUUUGAUUUUUCUGUGUAUAUAAAAGAAAAGCCCUAAUAUGUUCCAGCCCCUAAAGGACUUCAGCCAAACUUAAAAAUUCGGUCUCAGCAUCAUGCCAUUUAAAAUCGUAUAUAUAAUGUUGUAAAAAGCAUCAUGAAGUCGAUCUUUGUAAGGCACACAGAGCAGAUUCUGCAGAAUAUAACAGUUUACAGGUUUAAAAUAACAUAAUGCGAGCAAGAAUUUGUAUUUUUGGGUGAAAUAUACUUUUACUAUCGAUCAUUGCUUUGGUCAGUUUUUGUGUUGUUUGACUGUUAGACGAACAGGUGUCAUUUUUUCUACCGUUCACUUUCACAAACCCUUUCAGAAUGAGAAUGACAGCGUCUGAAAUACAGGAACUGUUUCUAACAGCAUCGAUGAUGUGACGGAGAGAUGCACUGAAAAUCCCGCCAGAUUUACUUUUCUAUCACUUUAUUCUCUUAUAUUUGAUUUUAAGCCAAAAUGCGUACAACAAACCUAAUCAGGGCUGAUAUUAGCUUUCGCAAACUGUUGUGAAGAAUAUGAAGGCCACCAGUUAACAAGCCAUUGUUUUGAAGAUAUAUCGACAUACAGGAAAUACAGAUCCAGAUGUUUGAACAGUAUGUGUGGCUGUUGCUGAUGUUUGAGUCAUUUUGAGGUAACAAAACCUUCAGAGCAAAGAAGCUUCAAAAAUAUUUUAGUUUUUAUCUUAAACCUUCAGUUUCCUUAAGUAAAAUGCCUUUGGUUUACUUGACUCUAAGGAAUCUUCAAAAAGUGAUUUAAAGUUAAAAAUCCCUCAAAAACUAUUUAGGAACUACACACGUGUGAGGUUCACCUCUAUGUUGGCAUAUCUAUAUUUCUUAAUAAGAUAAUAACGAAUAGAUGAAAAUGAAUGUUUUAAACCGAAUGUUAUUCACGAACACGAAUAACAUUUAUUUAUACUGAAAUUAAAGCUUAUCUAUGUACUCUAAACUUAGUUAAAGGGACACGAAGAGAAUAUACAGACUGUGUUUCUGACACGGAGAUAAUGAUUUACCUAUAUCCCAUUUAUAUCUUUAAUUGACCUGUCUUGGUUUAAUUCUUUAUUUUUUGAGCAGCGUCUGUGAAUGAGACAGAAGUAUAUUGUGUGAGGAGGAAUCCCGUUCUGUGCAUAAAGUAUUGCUUGAUAAUGUGUAUAGUAAACAUCGGGGCUAAAUAAUGUGUGUAAAUAAUGUAU
Messenger RNA from Triplophysa dalaica, 2595 nucleotides. RefSeq names its product neurexophilin-2. The coding region runs from base 419 to 1297 and encodes 292 amino acids. The transcript is spliced from 2 exons. NCBI's taxonomy places the organism in Eukaryota, Metazoa, Chordata, Actinopteri, Cypriniformes, Nemacheilidae. Gene Ontology annotation, molecular function: signaling receptor binding. The record is from RefSeq and is a predicted model, not a curated record.